This is a messenger RNA of Closterium sp. NIES-67, 5060 nucleotides long. The record is from the annotation of a GenBank genome assembly. NCBI's taxonomy places the organism in Eukaryota, Viridiplantae, Streptophyta, Zygnematophyceae, Desmidiales, Closteriaceae.
GUUUCUCCUUGUCAGUCUUUUUCCCAUGUCUGCACUCUUCCCCUCCUCUUGCGCUAUCUCUCUUGUUUGCACGUAUGGACCCAGAGCCUGCCUGCACCCACUAGCUAACGCAUAGAACUCACUCGAGCCUAACCCUUGCGAUGAUUCGGAUUAAUCUAGCACUGACACUGACAUCCAAGCCUGACAUUAAUCUAAGCCUGAAAUUGACACUGUCACUAAUUCCGUCCACGUCAUCCAGAAGCAUCUUCGCGAUGGACUCACUCUUGCCGGCCUGGAGUGUCUGACGCUACCGUACCGUACCGUUCCACACCACCGAGCUCCUCUCGCAGCCUGGAGAAGUUUUCGUUAGAAUACUCGCUAUGGAGUCUUCAGCUGGUUUUUAAGAAUCCUUAAUAACCAACUCAGCUCCUCUCUGAGGUUGGAGGAGUUCGCGUUAGAAUCACUCGCCAUGGAGUCUUCAGCGUGCAUCGGCGGUGCUGCUCCUCCGAGCCUCCUUCAGGGGGUCCCGAGCCUCCGUCAGGCUCGGCAAGACCAUUACCCCCCGUCCAUUCGUCCUGCCGGAGUCGCGAAUAGCGGCGACCUGCUGCCGCCACCUGCUAUAGAGCUAGGCGAGCGACGCGACCCAAUAUCCCUCGAGCCAAUCAUAAGCCCGCCUACUAUCCGCCGGACCGCGUCGAUAGGUACCAGCAGCGGUAGGGACUUUCACAUGUCCCUGCCUCAGAUACCUCCUCCUGUCGUCCCGGGACCCGCCUUAAUAGUGAUGUCAGACGAAGCCGAUUUAGACACCGGCAUAAGCAUAAUUUGUCCACCCAGAAAUGGGCUCCUAUUUAGCCCUACCGACGAAAGCGAGAAAUCCAGCGAAACCGGCGAAACUGGCCGAGGCGCCUCAGGCCGUCUGGCCACGUCCGGAGCUGGCCCGGCGGUUCGGAAAGGCUCGCCGAGCCUGAGCCGCGCGAGGCUCGGAUUGGGCGAAAUCCGGCUAGACCUGGGUGCGUUGCGCGCGCGCACGGAGCGGGAUUUCAACUCGGAAGCGAUGGAAGUGCGCGCGCGGAAGGAGAAGUUCGCGUUCUUCGAAAAGGACUGCAGCCGCGUGCUGGAGCAUGUGUUCGUGGGGAGCGACUUUGUGGCGCGCAGCAGGGAGAUUCUAGGGGAGGCGGGCAUCACGCACGUGCUUAAUUGUGUGGGGUUCGUGUGCCCAGAGUACUUCCCCGGGGAUAUCGUCUACAAGACGCUCUGGCUGCAGGACAAUACAGCGGAGGACAUAACGUGUGUGCUGUACGACGUGUUUGACUACAUCGAGGGUGUGCGGGAGAGCGGCGGGCGUGUGUUCGUGCACUGCUGCCAGGGCGUCUCGCGCUCCACGUCGCUCGUGAUCGCCUACCUCAUGUGGACGCAGAGGAUGGAGUUCGAGGAGGCGUUUCGGCGGGUGAAGGCGGUGCGGGGCGUGGCCAGCCCCAACAUGGGCUUCGCCUGCCAGCUGCUGCAGUGGCAGAAGCGAGUGCUGCCGCCCAAACCACCCCCUGCAGCAACUCCAGCAUUAGCAGAUGUAGCAGUGUCAACAACACCAGCAGACACUGCAGCGCCAGCACCAGCAGCAGCAGGAGCCUCUUCGUUACCACCACCAUCGUCCAAAUCCCCGCCGCUGUCAGCAGCAGCAUUGCCGGGCGGCGUGGUUCGGCAGCACAUGUACCGCAUGGCGCCGCACUCCCCCUACGAUGCCCUCCACCUGGUCCCCAAAACCGUCCCUUUCUCUCGCGCCUCACUGGACCCCCGCGGGUGCUUUCUGGUGCAGGUGGGACCUGCCCUGUACUGCUGGCAGGGGCGAGAUUGCCACCCCCUCAUGGCGCAACAAGGCCUUGCCACAGCCAAGCAGAUCAUUAAGUAUGAAGAUUUGGGCGGGGAGCCGGUGCUGGUGAUGGGCGGGCAGGAGACGGAAGUUUUUCUGGCUGCCCUUGGGGAUGGGGGUGGUGGUGGGGGAGGGGUUGGGGGGCGGGAGGGGAGGGUGUGUGGGGGGGGUGGGGCAGGGGCGGAUGCUGAGCUGAUGAAAGUUGUGGCUCGGCAGGGGCUGACGUACCUUGGGCAGGAUGCAAAACUUUUAGAUGCUGGAGGAAAGAGUAGUGGCAAGGAGGGGUCUGAUGUGACUGCAGCAGCUGCGGUGCCAGAAGCAAUAGAAGUAAUAGCAGUGAGUGUAAAUGCCCCAACCACGCUAGAAGCAACAGCACCAGGAACACCAGCAGCAGCAGUGACCGCUGUGCCCGACUCAUCAGCUUCGGCUUCAGCGAGCAGCCCAGCAGCAGCAGCAGAGCCAUCGCCACACGCAGCUGACACGUCCGACUCUCAUCUCUCGCCCUCAACUCUCUCCUCCACCUCUAAAAGCGCAGCCCCGUUACAGCCUAACUCGACAACCCUUUCACCACCCAAGGCAAUCACCUCAACACCACCUGUCCACCCUCCUGCUCCCUCCCUGCCGCACGCUGCUUCUACCCCAAACCCCACUCACACCCCCGCCUCUCCUGUACCUCCCGACCCUCCUUCUCAACCCACCACGUCCGGAUCCCCAGGCUUCUUGGCCUUCCGAACCUCGUCCUCCAUAAUAGGCUCGGGAUCCAUCUUCGGUGCGGUGGACAGGUUCGCGCAGAAGCUCCGGCGCCGAAGCUGGGACCGCAAGGAAGCGGAGCAGCUUCGGAAGAUAGCUGCGGCGGUGGAAAGGGAAGGCACGGGAAGGAAAGAGAGAGGCAAGGAUGGAAAGGUGGGGGCAGAGGGGAAGGGACGGAAGGGAGAAGAGACUUCUUCAGAAGACAGUGGAGCAGCAGCAGGAGCAGAAGCAGCAGGAGGGGGGGGAGGAGAAGGAGGAGGAGGGGCGGGUAGACGCAAAGGCAAAGAGGGUCGGACAAGGAGGAGUGAGAGCCUAUCAGAGGAGCAGCUGGAAGCCUUAGCAGGGCAGCUGCGGUGUGGGGGGCUGCUAGACCCCUCUGACAUCCGCCUGCGCAGGCCGUUCCUUAGAGGGCUGGGGCGCGCUGGGGGGGGUGCAGACUGGGGCAGGCGGAAGCUGGCACAGGGGGAGGGGGGUGGGGAAGGGGGGGAAGGUGAGGAGGGGCGUGGGGGGGGUGAGGUAGUGGAGGAGGGGGGAGGGGGGCAGGGAGGAGAGGGAGAGGAAGGGAGUGUGGAGGAGCGAGAGAGUGGGGAAGGGGGGGUAGCAGGGGAGGAGGCGGUGGGGGGAGAGGAUGGGCGGGCGGAGAGAGGGCGGACAGGGGGUCGGAAGAAGAGGGGUGAGGGGCGGGGGAUGAGGGCUCUGUCUCCAAUGCGCCUGCUGGCGAAGCUGUCAGGGGCAGCAGGGGGGGAGAGGGAGCAGAGGGAGCAGAGGGUUGUGGGAGAGGGCGGAGAAGGCGUGCCGGUGAGCAGCAGUGGAGUGAUGUGCCUGCGGCUGACUGCAGUGUCAUCGCCUGUGGUGCCUGGUAAGACAGGCGGGCCGAAUGUGCCUCCCAUUGCUAGUGGGGAGGGUAACAGUGGCCUAGACAGUUCCCCAAUGACCCCUCCUGCUGCUUCUCCUACCGCUGCUGCUGCUUGCCCUGGAGAAGGAGCAGGAUCAUCUACAGACUCACCUGAUGCAGCACCUGAUGCACCUGAUAGGGAAACUGGUUCAGUGGCAGCCGAUGCGGUCAGUGCACCACCUGCAUCCCGAACUCCUCCCUCUCCUGUUCACGCUGGCACUCUAGUGGCUCCUACAGACACACCAACUCCCAUCCCAAUCCCCACCCAAACCUCCGCUGCCCCAUCCUCCCCCUCACCCACCGCCUCCCUUCCCCCCUGGACGGCUCUCCCUCGUCCCGACUACGACACUGAUUUUGAAUAUUUCGACAAGGCUUUAACGGGCGGCACGCCCCGGCCUGUAGCGGGCUUCGUCUCCCCCUCAGCCAAGUCCAAGGUGCUGCCACACAAGGGCCGUGGCUGGCUCUCUGAUGAAACCACCUGGAAAGACGAUCCCUCAGGUUUGGCACCUGGCUCGGGAGGAGGAGAUCGGGUGGCAGGAAGUGCAUUCGGGUCAAAGGAAUGGCCGUGCUGGAACCCAAAGAACAGGUUCGGAGCACUAGGCUUGGCAGGAGGUCCGGGGCUGCCGUCGCCCUCGUCCUUCUCCCCUCGCUCGCUUGCAUUCUUCCCUCCUGGCGGCAUGGGCAUCUAUGGGCAGGAGCUGGUGCGGGCUGUGCCCAAGGCACAGCAGCAGGAGGUGGGGAAGGGGCGAUUGGGACAGGGAUUGGGACAGGGGCAAGGACAGACAAAGGGUAGACUUGGGGCAGCACCCAGCAGCAGCCACAGUGUGGGUGUCACUGGCAUGGCGUAUCCAGCGCUGGGGGCAGGAGGCGAGGAGGUGGAUUCAGCAGGGGGGCUGGGGCUGGAAGGCGAGACUCUGGGGAGUGGGAGUGUGGCCCCUGCGAGGGGAGUGGGUCGCUAUGGGGGGGUCUCUCGGGAGGAGCUGCUCACCACGCCUCGUGGUGCCAGGUUGUCGCUUAAACCGCCCUGGGCAACAGGCUCGGAUAAAUUCGCCAGUGCCAGCUCAGUUGGAGGUUCGGGAGCUAGCUCUGGCAGCAGCAGCAAUGCAGGAUUGCCCAGGGUGCUGAUUAAAGCUGAGGUUUCGGCAAAUCAUGCUAACGACAGGAGUACACUUUCCACGGUUCAAGACUUGAGCCCUACCGAGGAGUGUACAGUGACCCCUGACAUCCCUACAACCUGCUCGCUGAAUGCGGUCCCAGUGAAGGCCUUCGAAGGCCGCUUUAACAAUGACAAUGGGUCGUGUAACGGAGCUGAUGAUCAUUGUAUUGACGCUAACGGUGGUCUCUCAUGUUUGAUUCCUGGUCCUGCUUAUGCUAUGACGCCAAGAGGCCGUGCUCCACCCACGUCCUUUGCUGACUUGGACAAAAAGGGGAUGGGUGGUUGGGGCAGGGAUGGAGCUAGCAAGGCUCCUCCACUGCCAAUGCCAAGUAGAAGGUGAUACCAAUACUUGAUUUGUUCUGACCUUUCAAAUAAUUUUUGGGAUGAUGCUGAAAGCAGCCUGCACAAAGGCC